Messenger RNA from Anneissia japonica, 2153 nucleotides. RefSeq lists its product as uncharacterized. The transcript is spliced from 2 exons. The coding region runs from base 6 to 560 and encodes 184 amino acids. NCBI's taxonomy places the organism in Eukaryota, Metazoa, Echinodermata, Crinoidea, Comatulida, Comatulidae. The record is from RefSeq and is a predicted model, not a curated record.
UAUACAUGUGUGUUCAGAAUUUACUCUCCAAUUAUAUACAAUAUUUUAUAUUUCUUGCCAAAUUUCAAGUAAGUCUGUGUUUGACAAUGCCUAAAAAGCGUAAGUCAUCAGGAUUCAAGGGAAUUCCAUGGCAUAAGAUGCCUAGAAUUGAAGAUGAUAAUGAUAUGUUAGCUAGGCCUAGUGAACAAGAGGCUAGGGGGUCCAACUCUGGUGCUGGCCCCAGCCAAGUAGGUUCAGAUGAAGGUGACCUUUGUCGUGACCUCAGGCCUAACCCACCAGUUCAUCCGCAACAAGAACCGGUCAGUGUAAAUACGAAAUCUACAACAACUUCUGAAAAGAAACUGAAAUCUAAUAUUGACAAGCUGACAGAAGAAUGUGCUAACUUAGAAGGUGUAGACCACAGGACCGGGUACAGACUCAUUGAUCUUGAGUGCCUGAACGCUGCCUUGAAGUGUGCUCACAGAUGUGAAAAAGGUUACUUACAGGUUGUGGAAUUGCCAGAAAAAAGAAGGGGUUUGUGCUCCAAGCUCAAACUAAAAUGUUACCUAUGCCAUGAAUGAGGUUGGACUUGGACAUUCGGCUAUGACUGAUAUAUGUAGUGUUUUGAAUAUGCCACCACCAUCGGGGAAAAAAGCCUGGAAUGAAACCAACAAAACCCUACUUUCUGGUUUACUAAAAGCUGUUGAGGAGGAAUUUGACCGUGCAGCAGAGAAUGUACGGUCACUAUACUUGGAGGAGGAGGGUGAUCCGGAUACUGUAAUUGACAUUCCAGUAUCAUAUGAUGGAACUUGGCAUCAUCGUGGAUUUAGUUCGACCCAUGGUGUUGGCGUCGUCAUAUCUGUUGACACUGGUAAAAUUUUGGACUCGAUUGUACUAUCUAAAGAAUGUAGGGAAUGUCAGGUGCAUGCAAACGAUGACGAGGACUCUGAUGACUACAUGGUGUGGCACUAUAAUCAUUUUGAGAGUGGGAAAUGCACACAGAAAUUCAAAAUCGCUAAAUGAUUUAAAUGAUAAACACCAUCCAUAUGGAAUAGAUUUUAAAAUCAGCAAACUAGAUUGUGUGAACCAUGUUCACAAGAGGAUGAGAAAAGGCUUAUAUAUAUAUUUAUAUUUAGCGGAGAUGCUGCCACUUUAUGAACGAUUGAGCAACAUCAAUCUACUAAAGAGAUGUGCUCCUGGAUUAACGCAGAAUGCAAACGCAGCGUUCAAUAGGACUAUUUGGAAAAGGGCACCCAAAGAGGUAUAUUCGAGCGCAAAAUCUGUUGAACGAGCCCUGUAUUCAGCUGUUCUGGCAUGGGACCGGGGAAGCGUCGGCCGAUGGAACUUUAUGCGAGACAUGGAUAUUCCUACGAAUAUUCAUUCUAUAAAAGCCCUAAUCAGGAAAGACCAGGAAAGAAUCAGAGAUUCAAAAGCUAAUAGUAGAGAGGAAAGAAAAAAAAAGAGACAAAAUAUAAAGAAAGCGAUAGCCGGCCAACAUUUAGCAGGCGAGGAAGAUUACGGGGCAGGAAAAUUUAAUGACUAAUGAGACACUGUAUUUCAAUUAAUUAUCAUAUAAAGUAGUACAAUUGCAUAAAAUAGGGUAAAAUAUGAAUUAUUACUGAGAAAUAAUUGUUUUUCAGCUUCAGUGUGCCCCAACAAGACGCAAAAAGUUGUGAAACGGCGCAACGCGAUGCGACAAAAUAUUCAAGAGCUUGUUUCUCAAAUCUGCAUAUUUAUCACAAAAUUUGUAACUAAAUUUUUGUUUUUCAACCAAAAUGAACCAAAUUUUCAGCACACAUUUGUCUUUACAGGCUACAGCUAUUCUAUGAUUUUCUAUAAGAAAUUUUUUUUUAUGUUCAGACAACAAUCUAGAAGUUCUAGUCAUAGCAUCUUUUCUUUACUAUAUAUGCAUUCAUAAUCAGUACUUCAAAUCUUAAUCUAACCAUGUUUGAAAGAGAAGAUGCAAUUUGAAAUUAUUAUUUACAUUUUUGAAAAAUUUUGUUGCCUCCCUUACCAUAGUUAUAACUCUUGUAUGGUUACAUUAAACAUUGUGUUUUGAUUGCAUUUCUAGUUCUGUCUUUUAAUUAGCUUUCCAGAAAUAUAUAGUUUGUUGGGGUUUUUAUGAAUAAUUUUCACAUAUGACAUUAAACAAAUCUCGGGAUUUUCGUCGAUUU